Molecule: messenger RNA, 10684 nt
Organism: Leptopilina boulardi
Lineage: Eukaryota; Metazoa; Arthropoda; Insecta; Hymenoptera; Figitidae
Gene: Dscam1
Product: cell adhesion molecule Dscam2
Exons: 27
Coding region: 163-6225 (2020 amino acids)
Biological process (GO): dendrite self-avoidance; axon guidance; homophilic cell-cell adhesion
Cellular component (GO): plasma membrane; axon
Molecular function (GO): cell-cell adhesion mediator activity
Source: RefSeq, a predicted model, not a curated record
GUUAGGUUGGACAUUCUGUCCAUGUGUUUCCCUUAGUGAAGUGAGCGUCCUUUAAGGGUAUUUAAAGUGAAGUUGAAAUCUCAUAUUUAUUGCGAAUAUUUAUCAUCAUCUCUAUUUUUUCGGGUCAAAAUUAUUCAGAAGUUAGAGACCAAGGCGUUCAGUAUGUGGCGAGACUCACUUGGAAGGUGCUAUGCACCUUCUUUAAGUGUUAUUCUGCUACUUGUUUUCUCAAAUUUUAUUUUUGAUGUAAUCGCUGAGGACGAUACAAUGGGACCUGUAUUCCUUAAAGAACCGCCAAAUAGAGUAGAUUUUUCAAAUGGUACAGGAGCUGUUAUUGAAUGUCAAGCAAGAGGAAAUCCACAACCGGAUAUUAUAUGGGUUAGAGCCGAUGGAACUGCCGUUGGGGAUGUUCCCGGCUUACGACAAGUGUUACCAAAUGGAAAUUUAGUAUUUCCUCCAUUCCGUGCUGAAGAUUAUCGUCAAGAGGUUCAUGCUCAAAUUUACAUUUGUCUAGCAAAAUCCUCUGUUGGAUCCGUACAUAGUCGUGACGUUAAUGUGCGAGCUGUUGUUACACAAGUUUAUCAACCGGAAAUAAUGACCGAGUAUGUAAUACGAGGCAACAGUGCAAUAUUGAAAUGCAGUAUUCCAAGUUAUAUAGCAGAAUUUGUUACUGUUGAUGCCUGGAUUAGAGAUGACGGAGAAACUUAUGUUCAACAUUUAACAACAUUUAAUCAGGAUGGAAAAUAUCUUGUUCUUCCAUCUGGAGAAUUACAUAUUAAAGAUGUUGGACCAGAAGAUGGUUAUAAAACUUAUCAAUGCCGAACUAAACAUAGACUAACUGGAGAAACAAGACUUUCAGCAACCAAAGGACGUUUAGUCAUCACUGAACCAGUAUCCAGUACAAAACCAAAAAUGACUGCUAUGGACAUCAAAUCAACAAGUCCUACUUCUUUCUUGUUACAAACAACAGCCCUACUUUGUCCCGUACAGGGAUUUCCUGUACCAGCAUUCAGAUGGUACAAAUUCAUCGAUGGAACAUCUCGUCGGCAGCCUGUACAGUUAAAUGAACGAGUCAGACAAGUCAGCGGUACUCUUAUUAUUCGAGAAGCCCGAGUCGAAGAUUCAGGAAAAUAUUUAUGUAUUGUAAACAAUUCAGUUGGUGGAGAAAGUGUUGAAACUGUUUUGACUGUUACUGCACCACUUUCUGCAGAAAUUGAACCUACAGUACAAACAGUUGACUUUGGAAGACCCGCUACGUUUACAUGUAAUGUCAAAGGAAAUCCUGUAAAGACUAUUUCAUGGUUAAAAGAUGGAAAACCACUUGGACAUGAAGAACAAACUCUUCGAAUUGAGAGUGUUAAAAAAGAAGACAAGGGCAUGUAUCAGUGCUUCAUAAGAAAUGAUCAAGAGAGUGCUCAAGCUACUGCAGAAUUAAAACUGGGAGGAAGAUUCGAACCACCUCAAAUUCGACAAGCCUUUUCUGAAGAAACUCUUCAACCUGGACCUAGUGUUUUUCUGAAAUGUGUGGCUAGUGGAAAUCCAACUCCUGAAAUAACAUGGGAAUUAGACGGAAAACGUUUAUCUAAUACAGACAGACUUCAAGUUGGACAAUACGUUACAGUCAACGGUGAUGUCGUGUCAAAUUUGAAUAUUUCUAGUAUACAUACUAACGAUGGAGGACUUUACAAAUGUAUUGCUGCAUCUAAGGUUGGUGCGGCAGAACAUUCUGCACGUUUGAAUGUGUACGGAUUGCCUUUCAUUCGACACAUGGAUAAGAAAGCUAUCGUCGCUGGUGAAACUCUUCGUGUAACAUGUCCAGUUGCUGGUUAUCCGAUAGAGAGCAUAGUCUGGGAGCGUGAUACAAGGGUUCUUCCAAUCAACAGAAAGCAAAAAGUAUUCCCCAACGGAACAUUAAUCAUUGAAAAUGUUGAACGACAAAGUGAUCAGGCAACGUAUACGUGCGUCGCUCGUAAUGCUCAAGGAUACAGUGCAAGAGGAAUGCUAGAAGUACAAGUAAUGGUCGCACCUCAAAUAACUCCAUUUUCUAUUGGGGAUGGACCAGCAAAUUGGGGAGAUCAAACGUCAGUGAUUUGCAGUGUUAUAAAAGGUGAUCGUCCAAUAGAAAUCACUUGGAGUUUAAACGGGAAAGAGAUAACUCUUGAAAGUCAUCCCGAUAUUUCAAUAUCAAGAACAGGACCGAUGAUUUCACUUCUCAGCAUUGAUUCCGUAACUGCACGUCACGCAGGAGAAUAUUCAUGCAUGGCCAGUAAUUUGGUUGGUUUCGUUAGUCGAUCAGCUGAAUUGACGGUUAAUGUGCCACCACGUUGGAUUCUUGAACCAACAGAUAAAGCUUUUGCUCAAGGUUCUGAUGCAAGAGUAGAAUGUAAAGCCGACGGUUUCCCAAAGCCUCAAGUCACAUGGAAGAGGGCUGCAGGAGACACGCCUGGCGAUUACACAGAUUUGAAAUUAAAUAAUCCUGAUAUAAGUGUUGAGGAUGGAACAUUGUCGAUUAAUAAUAUCCAAAAGACAAAUGAAGGUUAUUAUCUUUGUGAAGCUGUAAAUGGUAUAGGAUCUGGACUUUCCGCUGUAAUACUCAUUUCAGUACAAGCUCCACCACAUUUUGAAAUUAAAUUACGUAAUCAAACUGCUCGUCGUGGUGAACCGGCAGUAUUACAAUGUGAAGCUCAAGGAGAAAAGCCAAUUGGCAUCCUUUGGAAUAUGAAUAAUAAACGACUAGACCCAAAAAGUGAUUCACGUUACACUAUUCGAGAAGAAAUAUUGGCUAAUGGGGUUUUAUCUGAUUUAAGUAUUAAGAGAACUGAAAGAAGUGAUUCUGCACUAUUUACCUGCGUUGCUACUAAUGCAUUUGGAAGCGAUGAUACAAGCAUCAAUAUGAUUGUACAAGAGGUUCCGGAAGUUCCCUAUGGCUUAAAGGUACUUGACAAGUCUGGAAGAUCAGUUCAAUUAUCAUGGGCAGCUCCCUAUGAUGGAAACAGUCCAAUUAAACGAUAUGUUAUUGAAUACAAAAUCAGUAAAGGAUCCUGGGAUAGUGAUAUUGAUCGAGUUGUAGUUCCAGGAUCUCAACAGAAUGUCGCAGGCGUAUUUAAUUUAAAGCCAGCUACAACAUAUCAUUUGAGAAUUGUUGCCGAAAAUGAAAUUGGUACCUCUGAUCCAUCUGAUACAGUAACAAUAAUUACAGCCGAAGAAGUUCCUUCAGGUCCACCAAGUUCAGUUAGAGUUGAAGCUCUUGAUCAACACAGUCUAAAAGUAACUUGGAAACCACCUCCACGAGAAGAUUGGAAUGGAGAAAUUUUGGGUUAUUAUGUGGGAUAUCGACUAUCGUCUUCUGAAAAGCCAUAUAUGUUUGAAACAGUUGAAUUUUCGAAAGAGGAUGGAAAGGAACAUCAUUUACAAAUUACGAAUUUGAAAAUAUAUACUCAAUACAGUGUUGUGGUUCAAGCUUUUAAUAAGGUUGGAUCAGGUCCUAUGAGUGAGGAAAGAAGACAACAUACUGCUGAAGGAGUACCAGAGCAACCACCUCAUGAUACAACAUGUACUACACUUACAUCGCAAACAAUUCGUGUUUCUUGGUCUUCGCCUCCUUUAAGUGCUGCCAAUGGAGUCAUUACUGGAUAUAAGAUUAUUUAUGGACCAUCAGAAUCAUGGUACGACGAAAAUACAAAAGAUACAAAGAUUACUUCAUCUAGUGAAACAAUUCUCCACGGUCUAAAGAAAUACACCAAUUAUAGUAUGCAAAUACUUGCCUUUACUUCUGGUGGUGAUGGAGUUAAAUCUGCACCUAUUCACUGCCAAACUGAACAAGAUGCUCCUGAAGCACCAAUUGCUAUUAAAGCACUUGUCAUGUCCGCCGAUUCUAUUCUCGUUUCAUGGCGACCACCAAAUCAACCUAAUGGAGUUAUUUCCCAAUACACUGUUUAUACCAAAGCUGAUGAUUCAGAACAGCCUAUUAGUCAAAAAGUACCAUCCAAUCAAUUGACGCACGAAGCAGUCAAGUUAAGUGAUAAGCGUAGAUAUGAUUUUUGGGUGACAGCAAGUACUAAUAUUGGCGAGGGACAAGCAUCGAAAAUUGUUACAUUAUCACCGAGUGUUAGUGUUCCUGCAAAAAUUGCCUCAUUUGAUGAUAAAUUUACUGCUACAUACAAAGAAGAUGUUAAACUACCGUGCCUCACUGUUGGAGUUCCAGCUCCUGAAGUUAAAUGGAAUCGAGGUGGUGAUGCUGUGCAACCAAACGACAGACUUAGACAAUUACCAGAAGGAUCACUUUUCCUGAAGGAAGUAGACAGAGAAGACGCUGGAGAGUAUUCGUGUUAUGUGGAAAAUUCAUUUGGACAUGACACUGUUACUCAUCAAUUAGUAGUUAAUGCUCCUCCUCAACCACCGCAAGUUCAGCUCACUGCCACUACAACUAAUUCUUUGACACUGAAACUUCGCCCUCUUUCUGGUGAUAAUGCUCCAAUUCAUGGAUAUACAAUUCACUAUAAACUCGAGUUUGGCGAAUGGGAAACUGUUCAAAUUGGUUCAAAUACUCAAAAAUAUACUUUAGAAAAUCUUUUAUGUGGAUCUAGAUAUCAGGUUUACGUGACUGCGUACAAUGGAAUUGGCACAGGAAAACCGUCUGAUAUAUUAAAUAUACGCACAAAAGGACAAAAACCAAGUGUACCUGAAGCAACAAGAUUUAUCGAAGUCUCAACUAAUAGUAUAACUCUACAUCUAAAUGCCUGGUCCGAUGGAGGAUGUCCAAUGCUCUAUUUUGUUGUUGAGCAUAAAAAGAAAAAUCAACUUGAAUGGAAUCAAGUCUCAAAUAGUGUUAAACCUGGAGGAAACUUUGUCGUUUUAGACCUAGAACCUGCGACUUGGUAUCAACUACGCGUGACAGCAAAUAAUAAUGCAGGAUUUCAAGUUGGAGAAUUUGACUUUGCAACUUUAACAGUAACUGGAGGUACAAUUGCACCACCAUUUCGAAGUGAUGCUGGCAAAGCAAAUAUUGUCGAAGGUGAAACCAAUGAUUUGGCUGUAAAGAAGAUAUUCUCCUUUUUACCUGAAUGGCUUGACAUCAAUGUAAUUGUACCAGCUGCAGCAACUGUCGUUGUUAUUAUUGUAGGAAUUGUUGUAAUCUGCGUUGCUCUCUCCAGAAGAGCUGGUGGACCAGAAACUACUCGACUUAGAGGAAUUUCAUCAGCUGAUGAAAAAUAUUACGAAGGACAAUAUGAUGUGGUGUAUCAACAAACCGGUGUCGUGGGAACAACGUUAGAUAAAAGAAGGCCUGAUCUUCGUGAUGAACUUGGCUACAUUGCACCACCUAAUCGGAAAUUACCACCAGUUCCAGGAUCAAACUACAAUACGUGUGAUCGUAUCAAGAGAGGUACAGUCAUAAGUGGUCCUGGCUCAAUAAGAAGCCAUUCAACAUGGGAUCCAAGAAGACAUAUGUAUGAGGAAUUGAGUCACUAUCCACCAAACAGAAGAUGUCCACCGCCACCGCAUAUGAGCAGUACCGAUGUAUUAACACGAAAAGGUAUGGAAGAUGAAAUUUGCCCAUACGCAACCUUCCAUCUUUUGGGAUUCCGUGAGGAAAUGGAUCCUAGUAAAGCUAUGCAGUUCCAAACCUUCCCUCAUCCUGGUAAUGGACACUCUGGUACAAUGGGACCACCAGUGGGACAUCCUACAAAUUCAUCUGCACACAGCCGUUCCGGUUCUCAAUCUAUGCCUAGGCAAAAUGGUGGACGUUAUUCACGAGUACCAUCACAAGGCGGUAGUAUGCAGACUAAUGUUUUCUCACCUGAAUAUGAUGAUCCGGCAAAUUGUGCUCCCGAAGAAGAUCAAUAUGGAUCUCAAUAUGGACAAUAUGGAGCUCCUUAUGAUCAUUAUGGUUCUCGUGGAUCAGUUGGUCGUCGUAGUGUUGGAUCAGCUCGCAAUCUUCCAAUGUCAAAUUCACCUGAACCACCACCACCUCCACCAAGAAAUCACGAUCCCAAUAGCUCUAACUUCAAUGACAGCAAAGAAAGUAAUGAAAUUAGCGAAGCAGAAUGCGAUCGAGAUCAACUAAUUAAUCGUAACUAUGGCGUGAAUUCACGAACCAAGGAUGGUAUGUCAACUGAAGAAAUGAGAAAACUUAUUGAGAGAAACGAAGCACCCUCCAGGCAAACCAACGCCGCCCUCAGUAGUCACGGGGGACUCCUCACACCCUACGAUACUGUGGCAGUGUAAUCUGUAAAACGCUUAUCGUCUUCCAUCUUUCAAAUUGAAGUGAAACAUAAUUUUUUCUUCAUGUACAAUUUUACGUAGAUUGUUCAAAAUUUUCAAUAUGAUCAUUUAUAAGAUCAUAUAAAAAUUUACGGGUAUAUUAAUAUACCCAAUAAAACACUUUCCCAAUUUUAUUAUUUCACUAAAACUACUACUACUACUACUACUACGUACUACUAAACUAUAAAUUCAAACAAUUUUAACUCUACAUUUAUAAUUAAUUGACGAAUUAGAAUUUCUAAUAAGAUUAAUAUUUAUUGUCGAAAAAUUAUAUUUGAUCGAUAAAGACAUAGACGAAGAUCUAUAGUAACGUAAAAAGUAACAACCUUUUCGGUACCCUUUCGCCAAACAAAUUUGAUAUUUCUCUUUAUCAAACAAAGUUUUUGAAAAAUUUGACUGAACAAUUUUUAAAAAAAAAAACGUUUUUUUGAACGUUAAUUUAUUUGUAAAAAAAAACUCUUAUAGAUUCAAAAAGAAGUCUAUAGACUAAUUUUUUUUUAAGUUUUCAUCUCCCAGUGUUAAAGAAUUGAAAAUAAUUCUCUCUAUUAUUUAUGUAUCUGUGAUAUUAACUGCAAGGUGUAAAAUGCUCCCACUUGAGUUUUUCAUUUUUUUAAGUUCCAUUUUAAGUAAUUUUUAAACUGCAACGAAUGAAUGAAAUCAAGAAAAUUGCAUUUUUCAAAGAUUUGCAGUACAAAUUUUGAAAAUUAUGUUAUUUGCUCAUUUUUUUUUAAGAUUAAAUUAUUUCUUCCGUUAAUUAAAUAAUGUUUACAAAAAAAAAUGAAUUAUCAAGCAUAUUUAUUGUUAAUAUUCAAUUAAUUUUUUGCAUUUAAUUCAAUUUUUAAGGGUCCGAAUUUUUUUUUUUUUUUAGAUGUUUCACUUAGUUUCUAUAUAUUUAACUCAUAGUUCUAUCACACUGCCGUGAUUUAUAGACCAACGAUUUAUAAUUUUGUAACGAAGGUUGUGUCUCCGACGAAUGAUAUGAAAAUGAAAAAAAAAAAUCACCAUGUGGUAAAAAAAAAAAAAAAGAUGACUCCGUCAUACGGUCAUAGCCCGUACAAUUUAUGCUCAUAUUUACACAAAAAAAAAAAAAAAAAAUCAUCCUCGUUACUACUUUGUGAUAUUAGAGCAUUGUACGGUUGCGAUGAACAUUAUUUCACAGAUACAAUCGAUUGUUCCGCAAAAUGCAAAUAAUUAUAACGAGUAUGCGUAGAUAGCUCAGAACUUUAAUCGAACAGAUGGUUGCGAGUUUUAGUAUUACACAACGAUGUCUACGAUAAUUAUAAAAAUGCACAACACUACAACAACAACAACAAAAAAUAUGUAACCAAAGAACAAUUUUUUAGAUAGUAGAAAAUUUUUGCUAUCUUCGCGAAAAAAAAAAAUUAAUAUUGUUCAGAUAAAACCAAAAAAAAAGAAAAACCAGUGAAAAUAUUGUAGACGUCGUGCGUAUUACAAAGCUCAUAGGUCAUUUUUACAAUGGUAUUACUGCUAGGCUAUAUAAGUAUAAUGUAGAUGUCACAUUUGUUUAUGUGCCAUGCGUCGAUCGGCAGCCAUAAUUUUCUUGCGUCGGAUUAAAAAAAAAAAAAGAAACAAAGAUUCUGAAAAGAAACUGGCGACAUUGAUUUUCUUUCUUUUUGUAUAAGAAUUAAAAUUAUUUAAUUUUAGGAUCGCCGAUCACGAAUUUCGAAAUUAAAAUGGCGAAUCCAAUAUGGCGGGGAAAAAAUGAAUAAAAUUAGUCACGUGACGUCUGAAUCCGCCAUGAUACUCUCAGUGCCGUACUCUUCAAUUUUAUUUCCGAAAGCAAUCAACAUAAUUUUAUAAAUGUUACGAAAAAAAGUUCCUAUUACAUUAUUAUUAUUAUUACUAUAAUUGAAUCAAUUUUGUAUUUUAGAACUGGGAAUGAAAACCUUGCUUUCUAUGAGAAGGAGGAGUUUAAAUUUUGUUCUUAGUGAGCAAAUAUAAACUCAAUCAUUUUUUAAAGACCUAGUCUAGUAAUUAUUGUUUUUUAUUAUUUGGAACAAAAUCUCCAUUUUUAUAUCUUAGGACAACGAUUAAAAGUUUUGCUUUCUGUGAGAAGGAGAAGUUUAAAUCUUGUUUUUAAAAAAAAAAUUUUAAUAAUUUUUAUUGAUAUUGAACUAAUUUUUAAAUUUUUUUUCUCCGCCAUAUUAAAUUCGCCAUUUUGAUAACGUUAUUUGAGUACUAAAUUAUAGGCUAGUAAGAAUAUUUCAAAUUCUCCGAAGUAUCUCGCACAAAAUAUGUUGGAAAAAUGUUUCUAAACAUGCUUCCAACUUCGUAAUUUUCUUUUUUUUUUUUUAUCUUCCGAACAAAAAAUGUAAAUGUCAAAAUGAAAACAAAUUUUAUAGAAGGCUACAAAUCUUGCUUUCUGCGAGAAGUAGGUGUAAUUUUUGGAAUUUUAUUUUCAUUUGAAAAAAAAGAAAAUUCAACAAAUGAAAGAAAGAUUCAAAAUCUCCCUUCUCAAAGGAAAAAUUUUCAUUGUAGUCUUUUGUCAAUUUUUUUUUUGUAAUUUAUAUUUUUUCUUCCUAAGGUCAAAAAUUACAUUACUUUAAUAUUUAUUCAUUUAAUUAUUUACUUUUAAUUAUAUGAAACCUAGUUUUUAAAAAAAAAUUUCAAUAUUUUUUUUUUAGUAAAUAAUUAUUUACCGUAAAAUAAUAAAAAUAAUUUUCUUUCUUUACAAAAAAAAAAAAAAAAAAAUGAAAGCUAGUCAAUGUCAAAUGUUAAACGACUGUAUGAAGAUUUAAUCUGAUAAUUGAAAUAAUUAUUAAAAACCAUUUUAGAAACUAUUGACGAUCGGUGUUUUGGGGGUGGCUGCGACGACGCACCCUCUGUCAUCGAUGUGAUUUUAAUGCUGCGCAGUUUUUUGUGUGUCGUAUAUAUGUGUUAAAUUGUGCUAUUAGAUAUAGCAGUACUCAAAACUAUAAUAAUAAUAUUAAUAAUAAUAAUAAUAAAAUAAUAAUAAUAUUAUAAACUAAACUAUUUACGAUUUGUGUAAGACUCGUAAAACUUUUCGCUUAUCGCGUUUGAAUCUAAAAAAAAACAAAAUACCAACAAAAACACACGAUUAAUCUCAGAAAAAAAUUUAAACAUAGUCAACUAGCACUAAAAAAAAAAGAUACACGUGACUUGAUUUGUCGAAUUUGAAAAUUUAAAUUUAAAUUCAUGGAAAAUUUCAAUUUUCUAUGAAUUUUAUUUUCAAUUUCAAUUCGUCGAAUUAUUUAUAUAGUGUACUCGAAAAAAAUAUACCCAGGAUAUCGUAAAUUGAUAAGUAUAGUUUUAUUUUAGACAACUGCCAUACGACUAACCGUUCUUAUUAUAUCAAUAUAAGUAAAGCGGCAUUUUCACAUUUCUGAUAAUGUUGCAAAAUACAAUGAAAUGAUGAUAUUAAAAUCAAAGUGAUUGAUCCUAACCAAUUUCAAAUUCCAAAUUUAAUGAUAAAUGACGAAAAUUGUAUAUAAAAUGAAAAAAAAAAAAUUGAAACUAUCACUUUCUGUAAAUUGUCUCUUUUUUACAUUUUUUGUUAGAUGUGUAUCAAAAAUUGAAAAUAAUAUUAAGUUCAUUGGUAUUUUGUUUAUGUGUUGUAUUUGUCGGUAUUUUAUAUAUGUAUGAAAAUAAUUAAUCAUUAAUUGCUUUAAAUAAUUCUUAACUUAUACUUAUGUAUAUUGUAAUUUGUAUAAUUAUCGCGAUAAAAUAAUGAAAAUAUAUUUCAUCGUGAAUGCAUCGUCAGUAAAAGAAAUUGCCGCUUUAAAAAAAAAGAAAUUUUUUAGGCUUAAAACUAAAUAAAAUGCAGUUACUUUAUCAGCUAAUAAAUCUUAUAAAAAAUAUAGCUUCUUAAGCUGCUUAGUGCGUAAUUGUACGAUUACAAAAAAAAAAAAAAAAAAGAAGAAAAGUAAAAUGAAAAAUAAUCCAUUUUUUACUUUUUCGUACAUGGCAACAUUUUUUGUGCUAUAUUGUACAAUUGUUGAGUGUCAUCAGUAAAAUCAAAUCUAAUUUCACAAUAUUUCAAAUAUUUAAUUGUAGUUUAUAGUUUACUAUCAACUUCAAUUAAAAAAUACUAGAAAUAUGUUAAAAAGUGAAUUUUUGAUCUGAUGUUUCUCAAAUAUUACAACUUUAAAAAAACAUUGCGUAAAUAAGGUGGAUUUAAAAAUUUCUUUUUAUCAAAAACAAAGUCUAUUUGGAAACAAACCAAAUUCGUAGAUUUAUAUAAAAUCUACAUUAUAAAUUCUAUGAGAAAUUCUACAUAUGGAUCUCUUUAGGGUAUGUUUGUUUUAAAUAUGAAGAAUUUUUUACGUCCACUUUAAUGUCUAUUUCGAAAAACCAGCUAUGAAUUACUGUCAAUGCAAUACAACUACUUUGUUUUAUACCAAAGUUUUCUUGUUUCAUGUUAAAUAAAUAAAAUUUACACCUA